Rotaria sp. Silwood2 is the source of this 246-nucleotide messenger RNA. The record is from the annotation of a GenBank genome assembly. NCBI's taxonomy places the organism in Eukaryota, Metazoa, Rotifera, Eurotatoria, Philodinida, Philodinidae.
AUGUCUCAAGCAUAUGCACUUACACAAUAUUUUGAUUUAUUUGAUGCUGACGCUCGACGAGCAAAUAUAUCAACAGUUUAUAUUAAUUCUGAAGAUGAACAAGCAUUCAAUGAAUUUAUUCAAAUAAAUAAAGAAAAACAAGGUUAUUAUAAAUUAUUAAAUAUAACUGUACAGAGAAAUGUUGUUUUUGCAUCAUUAACUUGCAUGACAAGAGAAAACGUGGAAAAAUUGUAUUCGAAUUUCUGA